Molecule: messenger RNA, 1774 nt
Organism: Drosophila albomicans
Lineage: Eukaryota; Metazoa; Arthropoda; Insecta; Diptera; Drosophilidae
Product: band 7 protein AGAP004871-like
Exons: 3
Coding region: 438-1511 (357 amino acids)
Cellular component (GO): plasma membrane
Source: RefSeq, a predicted model, not a curated record
AACUUUUUCUGCUGUUGAUGCUGCUACUGAAGUGGUUUAUAAAUUAUCUCCAUCUCCAUAGACUUUUCGUAGUUCGUUCGUUUCUAAUAAUCUAAACAACAGAGGGAAAACAACACGAGAAAAACAACAACAACAAAAUCUGAAAAGUGAAAACUGAAAACUGAAAAUGUUGCAGCCUCUGCCUCGAUCGAGAAUCUUUUUUGUUUAGCCGGAAUCGGGACGGAGGCGCCGUAAUCGUCGGGCACGUGUGAAAUGAGCCGAACAACUGCCUCCGACGCAUCGUGAUGUUGAUUUGUUUUUUGGGGGGAUUUCGUUGAGAUCGCUGCUCACUUGGAAACUAGCAUUGAACGCGUGCACAUCGUGUGCUCCUUCUUCACGCCGAUAUCCACAUCGAUUAUCUCUCAAUAGACACACACACGGAACACGGAACACACAAAAUGCAUCCUGCCUCGCCGCACCAACAUCGCUCGCGUCUCAAUGUCAGCAGUGCAGCUGGAGCAGCAGCUGGACAACCGCAGAACACGCCGGAUUCCUUUACGUUGAGUCCACAAUCGCCUCAUCAUCAUCACCAUUCGCCACAGCAGCAGCAAUCGCACACGGUCCAGAUUAGCUCCAGCUCCACACAUCCCUAUCAGGGACUCAAAACAUCUGAAAAUGAUGACAUGGGCUGUGUGGAGCUGCUGGCCACAGCGAUCUCGGUGCUCAUCAUGGUCCUCACGUUUCCCAUCUCAGUGUUCAUCUGCUUUAAGGUGGUCUCCGAGUACGAACGUGCUGUGAUCUUUCGCAUGGGUCGAUUGCGCAGCGGCGGAGCCCGAGGACCGGGUGUCUUCUUUGUGCUGCCAUGUGUGGAUGAUUACUAUCCGGUUGACUUGCGCACAGUGUCCUUCGAUGUGCCGCCACAAGAGGUGCUCUCCAAGGACUCGGUGACGGUGACUGUCGAUGCCGUUGUCUACUAUCGCAUCAGCGAUCCACUCAAGGCAGUCAUUCAGGUGUCCAACUACAGUCACUCCACACGCUUGCUGGCUGCCACAACGUUGCGCAACGUGCUCGGCACUCGCAAUCUGUCCGAGCUGCUCACCGAACGUGAGACCAUCUCGCACACCAUGCAGAUGUCGCUGGACGAGGCCACCGAUCCCUGGGGCGUUAAAGUGGAGCGUGUUGAAAUUAAGGACGUUUCACUGCCAACCGCCUUGCAACGUGCGAUGGCCGCCGAGGCAGAGGCAGCGCGUGAGGCACGUGCCAAGGUCAUUGCCGCCGAGGGGGAGAUGAAAUCAUCGCGUGCCCUCAAGGAGGCAUCGGAGAUCAUCUCGGCCAGUCCGUCGGCGCUGCAGCUGCGAUAUCUGCAAACGCUGAGCAGCAUUUCGGCGGAAAAGAACUCGACAAUCAUAUUCCCAUUGCCCAUGGAGUUGCUCACGCCCUUUCUGAAUUCGUCCGCCCAGUUGGCCGCCAAUGCGAACGCACAUGCGACACCAUCGCCGCUUCAUCGGCACCAGCAUCAGCAUCAUCAGUGACGCUCAAUGUCGGUGCUGCAGCCAUACCUGGAGGCUCUGGGUCGCUGCGAGCUGCGUCGCCAAAAUGCUGGACACGACGGUGUCGACAAUGAUGACGACGACAUUGUUGGCUAUCUCCUCUGACACCAACUGUGUUCCCUAAACCAUCUCAACAACGAAUUAGAAUUGAGUGAAAUUAAUGUUGAGAGAAUAACCAUAAAAACAUUAAACGCCUUAAUCUUAAAAGUUAGUCAUCAAUUUUUUUUUGUUUUUUUUUUCCACUA